UCUGUUCAAACUGAAAUGGAGAUAGAAGAGGCAGCAACAAAUACUACUAGUACUGAUCUCGAGAAGGGAGUGGCAUUAUCAAGUACUUGUGAUGAUGAUCAAGGCCCGAGGAUGUACUUGGUGUGGGAAGAUCUGACGGUGGUGAUUCCUAGUUUUGGCAAGGGACCCACGAGGAGGUUGAUCAAUGGAGUUCGGGGAGUUGCUGAGCCUUGUAGGAUCAUGGCUAUUAUGGGUCCUUCUGGCUCUGGCAAGUCCACCCUUCUUGACUCCUUAUCAGGUCGAGUCUCAGGAAAUGCUAUCAUGACAGGAAAUGUUCUCCUUAAUGGAAGCAAGAGGAGGCUCCCCUGUGGUGUUGCUGCUUAUGUAACCCAAGAGGAUGCACUCAUGGGAACCCUAACAGUCAAAGAAACAAUUACAUACUCAGCCCAUUUGAGGCUCCCAACAACCCUAACAAAAGAUGAUCUCAAUGGAGUAAUAGAAGGAACAAUAAUGGAAAUGGGCCUUCAAGAGUGUAGUGAUCAUGUUAUAGGAAACUGGCAUUUGAGAGGCAUAAGCGGUGGGGAGAAGAAGAGACUCAGCAUUGCACUAGAACUCCUCACUCGGCCCCGGCUCAUCUUCCUUGACGAACCCACCACCGGCCUGGACAGCGCCUCAGCUUUCUUUGUCACUCAGGUCCUAAGAAACGUCUCGCGUGAUGGCAGGACUGUUGUCUGCUCAAUUCACCAACCAAACAGUGAGGUUUUUGCGCUGUUUGAUGACCUUUUCCUGAUAUCUGGAGGUGAGACUGUUUACUUUGGAGAAGCAAAGAUGGCUGUGGAGUUCUUUGCUGAAGUGGGUUUUCCAUGCCCUGGUAGAAGAAACCCCUCGGAUCACUUCCUUCAGUGUAUAAACUCAGAUUUCGACAAUGUCACAGCCUCUCUCAUGGAGUCUCAUAUGCUAGAUACACAAAAAUCAUCAACUUUGAUGAAUAUGACAACAGCAGAGAUAAAAAACAAGCUGGUUGAGAAAUACAAGUACUCAAAAUAUGCAAAAAGAGCUAAAGCAAGGAUUCAAGAAAUCUCAAUCAUGAAAGGACUUGCGGUGGCGACAAAAACAGGUAGCCAAGCAACAUGGUGCAAGCAACUUUUGAUGUUAACAAGAAGAUCAUUUCUGAACAUGUCAAGGGACAUCGGGUAUUACUGGCUGAGGCUAAUCACAUAUACAGCUGUAUCUAUCUGCGUUGGUACCAUCUUCUUUGACGUUGGCACCAGCUACUCAUCUAUUCUGGCACGUGGAGCUUGCGGUGGAUUCAUAUCAGGAUACAUGAUAAUCAUGUCCAUUGGAGGAUUCCCUUCCUUCAUCGAAGAAAUGAAGAUCUUCUACAAGGAGAGGCUCAACGGGCAUUAUGGAGUUGGCGUAUUUAUUCUUUCAAACUUCCUCUCUUCGUUUCCAUUCUUGGCUAUGAUGUCGCUAAGUACAGUAACCAUUACGUAUUACAUGGUGAAACUUCAUCCCGGCUUCUUGCACUAUAUCUACACCUACCUUGACCUUCUAAGCUCCAUAGCUGUCAUAGAGAGCUGCAUGAUGGUUGUCGCUUCACUUGUUCCCAACUUCCUAAUGGGACUCAUUACCGGAGCUGGAAUCAUUGGAGUUAUGAUGAUGACGGCCGGAUUUUUCCGAUUCUUUCCCGAUCUUCCAAAGCUAUUUUGGCGCUACCCAAUGUCAUAUAUCAACUAUAUGGCAUGGGCAUUAGAGGGAGAAUACAAGAACGACAUGAUUGGGCUCGAGUUUGAUCCUUUACAGCCAGGAGAUCCGAAACUGAAGGGCAAGGUUAUCAUCAACACUGUACUAGGUGUUUCGCUGGACCAUUCCAAGUGGUGGGACUUAGCUGUUGUUGUAAUUAUUCUUAUAGUUUACAGACUCCUCUUCUUCACCAUUCUCAAGUUCAAGGAAAGAGCUUCACCGCUGUUUCGUAAGCUUUAUACAAAGAGAACUGUGCAUUAUCUCAGCAAGAGGCCUUCUUUUAGGAAGACACCACCUUUUCCCUCACAGAGGCACCAAGUUAUGCACUCGUUAUCUUCUCAAGAGGGACUUAACUCUCCAAUCCAUUAAAAGUAGCACUAGCUUUUCUUUACUAUCAAACAAUAAAAGAUGUUACUAGAUUUUUAGCGGUACUGUAUACUGUAAAUUAUUUAGUAGGAUUAUGUUACUAAUACAAUUGUACUUGGAAUUUAAUGGUAUCAAGGGAUUAUGUGAGCUUAUUUUCAUAACAUAUUGCGAACAAAUGAAAGAUGAGCAUGAGGUCACACGCAUAUAUUAUACCCUUACAUCCUGUGGCAGUACUUGUGCAACAGUAAAACUGAGUAUACAAAAUGUGAUGGCUAUCAAAAGGCCAAUAAUUGGUGAAACAUUAAAAGUUCAGGCAAUGAAUUGGGAGUAUGUGGAUUCAUGUACGACAAUUGCUACCAACCAACACAACCAUAAAACAUUAAUGAGAUACAAUCAAAAUUAGGACCAUCUUCAACAUUCUUUCAAAGCUGGCUAGGACGACUCUACGAAUUACGUGCAAAUGCAGCAUUACCCAUGAUAACUCAAGGAUGUGUGGAAAAAGGAAAAACAGAGUUGAUGAUGGAUCUCUACUACACAAUAUUAGGCAUACAAUACACUUUUCCACAUCUUAACCAAGAAAUCCACUUAAUGCAUAGCAAAUGUGUAACCACAAUAAAAAGACAAGCAUUAUCAGACAUGUUUCUACAUGGAUUAAAAUCAACCAACCUGAACAUUUUUUUUGCUUAAUGGGCCAUAUCUGCAGCUUCCUUAACUUCAUUACCGUGCUCCUCCAGCAUAGGGUGCAUUUUGACAGAAGCCCAUGGAUUACCUGCAACCGGGAAUAAAGUUAAGGCUAUAAAAGAAAUGGCCACCACCAAAGAGAGAAACCUCAUUUCAAUAAAUUAACAAAACCAGGCAACAAGGAAAGGGAAACAAUUUAUGGGGCUUGGAUUUUAGGGCACCCGCUUUGUGAUGAGAAGUUCACCUUUCCUCUUCUUAGGGAACCAUGUUUAUCAAAAUUGAUCACAAAGGACAAUAACAGCCAUAACAUCUCCCUCCAUCAUCUUAACCAAAUAGUAAGAUCAUAAGCAUGGACAGUUGGACACUGUUGCAUGCACAAAGAAAAUAGCAUCAAAUCAUGUAAUAUGGAGAACAUGUUCAUGAAAUUAGAGAUUCUAUCAAAUAACAUAUAACUACCAUUUAACAGUACAUAAAACUAGUCGCAACAGCACAAAAAAAUACUAGUGCUUCUCUUAAGUAUUGAGAAAGAAAUGUUAAUUCUCUUGGUCAAAUUCCUUGAAACAGAUAACAGGAAAUAUCACACCUGAACAGGAAAACUCAAUGGCGGAAAAGGGGAUAAUGGGGAUUCAAAUGAGCUAAAUAUAAUAAAAUCAGUGCCAAUCGACUCAAAGAAACAUCAAGAUUAAAGUACAAGAAAAUACAUCAAAACGUCUACAUAAGUGGGUUUACUACAUUAACCUUAAGACAAAAUUAUCAGUUGAGCUAAUGCAACAUCAUUCUAGACAUGCCAAUCCACUAAAGCCGUUCUACUCAUUCACAGGAAAAUUGCAGUUACAACUUACAACACUCGACUGUUCCUUUGUCAGAAAUAAAUUCCAAAGAUUACAACAGAAAUCAAACAUGAAUCCAUCCCCGACUUCUGCUAUGUUCCGAACUUAUCAAAA
Messenger RNA from Rhododendron vialii, 3713 nucleotides. Its product is annotated as ABC transporter G family member 15-like. Gene Ontology annotation, molecular function: ATP hydrolysis activity; ATP binding; ABC-type transporter activity. The transcript is spliced from 9 exons. Lineage: Eukaryota; Viridiplantae; Streptophyta; Magnoliopsida; Ericales; Ericaceae. Gene Ontology annotation, cellular component: membrane. The record is from RefSeq and is a predicted model, not a curated record. Bases 16 to 2091 code for a protein of 691 amino acids.